This is a messenger RNA of Halichondria panicea, 1129 nucleotides long. RefSeq names its product protein fem-1 homolog A-like. The transcript is spliced from 5 exons. Gene Ontology annotation, cellular component: nucleus; cytoplasm. Gene Ontology annotation, molecular function: protein binding. The coding region runs from base 302 to 1129 and encodes 275 amino acids. Lineage: Eukaryota; Metazoa; Porifera; Demospongiae; Suberitida; Halichondriidae. The record is from RefSeq and is a predicted model, not a curated record.
UUUUCCUACUGCACGGUUAAUUGUUACAGAUAUCAAAGAUAAUAGUGGACAUACUGCUGCUGAUGUGGCCAGAGGGAAGGAACACCGUGCGUUGGCUGACUAUGUGGAGGAAUUCCGGCUUGGGCCUAGAGAUCCUCUGUCCUCGUACCCAACACUGGAACAGCUGAGUCAGCUGGAAUGUGACCAAUGGCUUCAACUUGGUGUUUGCUUGGGAUUGGGCAAUGACCAACUGGAAACCAUAAAGAAGAGCCAACAUCCCACAGCAGCAACUCUUCAGGCAGCCAAAGUCAAGGAUAUCGACAUGCAGUGGAAGGAUAUUGUGGAAGCUCUGGUGAGCAUUGGAGAGUACAAGUUGGCAGAGAGUGUGUGCACUCAGCAAGGUGAGAGUGCUCUGUCAGUGAGUGCAUUCUAUGGCUGGCUGGACUGUGUCAAGCGUCUUGUGGAAACGGUGGUCCUCGAUCCAAAAGUAAAUAAAGCUGGUGACACCCCACUCUCUCUGGCCUGUGCUAAUGGCCACUUGGACACAGUCAAGUACCUUGUGAACGAGCAUAAAUGUGAUCCUGAAAGUGUCCUCUUACUAGCAGUAAAGCAAAAUGAAAAAUCAAAAUUGGAAUUUCUACUAGCAAAAUUCCACAGCGAUCCGAAUGUGACCGACAAAGAAGGCAAGACACCUCUCGAUUUGUCCAACGACCCUGAUAUCAUACAGCUCCUCUUGAAACAUGGAGCCAAGGCUGCCAAUGUCUACAAGAAACACAGCAAGCUCAUCGGAAAGCUCUCGUCCGAGCGACCCCCACACCUUCCUCUGUUUGUGCUCAUCAUUGGUGAUGGUGGCGUGGGGAAGAGCACUCUGUUGCAGUCCAUUCUGAGCUCAAAAGGGUUUUGGUCUAUAUUCCAGAGAGCAAGACCCGUGGAUGGUGUCGAUGCAAGGACAGUGGGGAUCAUACCGCACGAAGUAUACACCAAAGAGUUUGGGAGAAUCAUCUAUUUUGAUUUCGCUGGUCAGAAAGAGUUUUACACGAGCCACUGUGCCAUUCUGGAGAAUGCUGUUCAAACCUCACCACCCAUCAUUAUCCUCUGUGCUAAGCUUGUAGAAAGUGAGCAGGCAAUUAUUGAUUCCAUCGUUGGUUGA